UACUUCCUUUGUAGCAAAAUAAUUUGACAUGCUGCUGGGGACAGACGGGCUGUAGACAAUUUCAACAGGAUUUGAUAGACCAACGUUAGUCUAUAGUUUCAUCCUGGACUACCACAUGAAAAAUCACAACCAAAUCACGAAUCGCAGACUCACUGUUCAAAGGAAUCCGGUUGGUCAUGACGUGUUUCUAGUCAACUGAUUUAUGCCGGAGUGUUCGUGUCUUUUUGGACUCCUGCAAAAAUUACAGAAUGAGGAACCAAAGGAAUGCUGUUAGAUGACUACACGUCACCCAGGCCAACAAUUACCGAAGCAUCACGUAAUUUUAUGUUAGGUGCUUUGCCACGUGGAGUACGGUGAGACGUCAGCUGCCUGUGGAGACUCCUGUAACCAGAAGAACCCCACAGUGCUGAGGUGGUUGCAUAGCUCUGUGGUUUGCGACCCAUUCACGGAGGAAACAAUAAUUCGUGUAUAAUAAGAAGAUACGACUUUGUUGUUGUGCUUCACAAUCCAAGUCUACCUUUACUAUUGAUGAACACAGUAUUCACUCACCGGAACUUCUUGUGUUUUCUACAUAUACGUCAUCACAGGAACUUCAUAUCCCGCCGAGGAAGGGAAGUAAUGUGAGUGGUAUCUCAAAUGAAUUAUGGAAGGGUUUUUGGUUAGACCAAUCGGCGGUUAGAACAAAUUCGGCCAGUUUCUCAAAAUUUAAGGGAUUCGACCACUGUAUACAGGAUCUGCUCUUGCAGUGCAGCAGCAGCUGGCAGGAAAGUACGACAAGGAAACAUUUUGUGAAAUCUCCACAUCCGUCACAUUGGGAUGUUGUUUUUCAUCACGCAACGGACAAUAUUAACGCGAGCCACUUAUUCUUCUUUGAGCCUUUAAAAAAAUACUUAUAUGUGCACUGGAUAAUGAAGGACCGCAAGUCUGCGCUUCCAACAUGCAUAAUUAAGAUUUUCACGCGGACGGAACGUGCAUUCAGCCCACUUUCUCAGAAGCAAUGGGGUAAAAUCGGAUUAUUUCGUUUGUAAGGGCAAAUUAUUUUUAAUUAAAAAAUCUCCGUUAACUAAGUUGGUUUUAUUUACUACAAAUUAAAGGCCCUUUACUAUCUCGAAGCAAACUGCGCUUUUUUCAUAUUUAAAAGCAACAUUUUUUAUUUCAUGCAGUCCUUGUUGGUUAAUGGAAAAAUUGCACAAUUAUGUCCUCUGGUUCAUUAAAAACGAAAGGCCAAAGUGACCACCUGGCGUUCCCCCUUUCAAAUGGCUCGGUCCACCAAGUCACAACGGAUAGUCAGGCGGAGUGCCCACAAGGUGCAGAGGACUACGAGCUGGCUGUUUUGACCUGCGUCUCUGGGCAAACCGAGUCAUCCGGGGAGAGGUCUGAGACGGUCUUCGACUGCAGUGCCAACGACAAGGGCGAGUGUGAGGAUGACACUCUCCUGGAGCAUGGCGCCGACCAGGCUUGGGGCAGCGGAGACCCCGACAGGCAGAGCAUUCCGAAGGAGAGCACCUUCUCCAUUGGGAUUCAGAUUCUGUUUCCCUUCCUGCUCGCCGGGUUCGGGAUGGUAGCCGCCGGCAUGGUUUUGGACAUUGUUCAGCACUGGACGGUGUUUAAGGAUGUGACUGAGGUCUUCAUCCUGGUGCCAGCUCUGCUCGGCCUCAAAGGGAACCUGGAGAUGACCCUGGCCUCCAGGCUGUCCACUGCUGCCAACAUUGGACAGAUGGACACCGGGGCUGAUAUCUGGAGGCUGGUGGUGGGGAACAUGUCUCUCAUUCAGGUCCAGGCCACCGUGGUGGGCUUCAUGGCGUCCGUGGCGGCCGUGGUGUUCGGCUGGGUUCCUGAGGGUCAUUUCGACAUCCACCACGCCUUGCUGCUCUGUGCCAGCAGCGUUGCCACGGCGUUCAUUGCCUCUCUGCUGCUCGGUCUGAUAAUGAUCGGGGUCAUCAUCGGCUCUAGGAGGUUUGGCAUCAACCCGGACAACGUAGCCACGCCCAUCGCUGCCAGUCUGGGUGACCUCAUUACGCUGGCCCUGCUGGCAAGCAUCAGCACCGGCCUGUACGAGCAGCUAAAGGACAACGCCUACGCCAACCCGCUGGUGUGUGUGUUCUUCCUGGCGCUGACUCCGCUGUGGUUCCUGAUCGCACGCCGGGUCCCGUCCACCCGCGAGGUGCUGUACACCGGCUGGGAGCCCGUCAUCAUCGCCAUGGCGAUCAGCAGUAUCGGAGGGCUCAUUCUGGAUAACACCAUGACCAACCCCAACUUCGCCGGAAUGGCCGUCUUCACUCCCGUCAUCAACGGGGUGGGCGGUAACCUUGUGGCCGUCCAGGCCAGCCGGAUCUCCACCUACCUGCACAUGAGUAACACCCCCAUGAUGGAGCCCAGCCCUGCGGGCCACAGCUGUCCCAGCCCCUGCCACACCUUCUUCAGCCCCGGAGUGAACUCUCGCUCUGCGCGGGUCCUGUUCCUCCUGGUGGUCCCGGGGCACCUGGUCUUCCUCUACACCAUCAGCUCCAUGCAGGCGGGCCACACCACCCUCACCUCCGUCUUCAUCGGCUUCUACAUGGCAGCAGCGCUGCUGCAGGUGCUGGUCCUGCUCUACCUCGCUGAUUGGAUGGUGCACUGGAUGUGGAGGCGGGGCAUGGAUCCGGACAAUUUCUCCAUCCCGUACCUGACGGCGCUGGGGGACCUGCUGGGAACGGGCUUCCUGGCGCUGUGUUUCCACAUCCUGUGGCUGAUCGGAGACCGCGAUGCUGACGUGGGCGACUGAGACCCCCCGCACCUCGAUUUGGCUGGACUCUGUACCCCUCCCCCCACUCGGCCAGUCUGAUUAUUGUGUGUUGACAGAGGCCAGAGCUCUCAUUCAUGUACUUUAGCAGAGAUGAGAGUGUUCCUCUGUUUUUGGGAGGGGAAGGGGCUUCCUCCUCUAGUGCAUUCAUGUUUACCUCACUCUAAUGGCUGAGAUCCAGGUGUGCUAGAGAAGAUGUUCAGACGUACACGCAGUCACCAAGUGCUAAGUCUUUACAGCUUUUAUAAGCGUGGGCUGAUAAUAUCUCCUGUGCAACGGCAUAGGAAAUCUCACUUUGUGCCUUGUGCAAUUUUAUUAAAAAGCCUUUAAGGUAGGCUUUUUUAAGAAAAUGUGCAUGUUAAAAAAAAAUAAAAUUAAAAUAAAAAAACCCCCCAAAACUACACUGGACCAGUCGCAGCUGCUCAGGGGAGCAGUGGCGAUCUCCCAGCGGGGGAAGAGAACACCCCGCUUGCCUGUCCCGUGCGUUUACCUGUGUCUCUCAGACAGCUGCGUGUGUGCACAGCGUGGAGACACAAGGCCUCACCGCCAGUCUCUCCCUCUCUGUGUAAGGGCAUUACUUACCACACACAACAAGCUUCAAAGGAUGAUCUUUAACACUUGAUUUUUAUAAAAUUCUUAAAUGAAUGUUAGUGUAAUGUUUAAAACAUUUGAAUUGUGAAUUGUGCGUGUGACCGCACGCGUAUUUUACAUGCGAAACGUUAACAUCCCUUUGCGGCACGGGCGAUACUGGACAUAUGAAACGGGAGCGUGGUAUUAACCUGGUGAAUGUCACACUGCUACUGUAGCCUUAUCGUUUCGCACAGACUAAUCCAGGUCACUGGGGACGUGGAGGUGCAUCUUAAUGACCACAAGAGGGCGAUAUUGACACAGGAUUAUCUGUUCUUCAAGGUCUUACAAGUAACAAUAUUAGCGUGCCUUUGUGUGCCGGAACUGGUGCCUGAAGUUUCUAAUAAUUGUGUUGGCAAUAUGUAUUUAAAGGGAACGGUGGGGUGUUUUAAUUUAUUUUGUAAAAUUAUAAAAAGAUAUACAUGCAUCUGUUUAUUCUAUUAAGAAUAAAGUGUUUAUUUUAAAUAUA
This is a messenger RNA of Conger conger (European conger), 3878 nucleotides long. Its product is annotated as solute carrier family 41 member 1-like. Gene Ontology annotation, cellular component: plasma membrane. Gene Ontology annotation, biological process: monoatomic cation transport. Gene Ontology annotation, molecular function: monoatomic cation transmembrane transporter activity. Bases 1196 to 2764 code for a protein of 522 amino acids. The transcript is spliced from 11 exons. The record is from RefSeq and is a predicted model, not a curated record. NCBI's taxonomy places the organism in Eukaryota, Metazoa, Chordata, Actinopteri, Anguilliformes, Congridae.